AUGGUACAUCAUCACUGGCACCCGCAGCCGUGGCUAAAUCGUGAACGUCUCCCGGGGGCGGCAAUCACGGGUACAUCACAUCGAACUAUAUUAAAAAUAUACUACGAUGGUACAUCAUCACCGGCACCCGCGGCCGUGGCAAAACCACUUAUGAGACACCAUUUGUUUGGAGAGAAUCUGGUCUGGUGCAUACUGUUUCAGACUUAUGAGACACCAUAUGUCUGGACAGCAUCUGGUCUGGUGGAUACAGUUCCAGAUAUAUGUCCAGGUGGCUCAGAGCUUCAGCCCAAUGACAUUGACAGUGGGAAGUACGACAACAUAGACCAUGAGGACCCUCACCUGUGUGCUAGGAGGUGCAAGCUGGGAGAACCUCCUCGUAUCUGCUACUACAAGUUUCAUCUGGAGCCCUACACUGUCCUGGGCGGGGCUUGUGGCAGUUGCCCCUCUGUCAAAGCAGACUGUUUCAAGCCACAGUGUGUGACUGCUGAUGGCUUUGAGAGAGCAAUCCUUACUGUUAACAGGAGACUACCAGCGCCUUCUAUACAGGUGUGUCAAGGAGACACAAUCAUCGCAGAUGUGAUCAACCUGAUGCCAGGAAGCAGCACCAGCAUCCACUGGCACGGCAUCAGGCAGAGAGACACCCCGUGGAUGGACGGAGUGCCGAUGGUCACACAGUGUCCUAUACUGGAGGGUCAGACCUACAGGUACCGCUACCUGGCUGACCAUCCUGGCACCUACUUCUGGCACUCUCAUGAUGGACUUCAGAAAGCAGACGGGAUAGUGGGCAGUUUGGUAAUCCGUCAGCCUGAUGAGGACAACCCUGUGAGGGAUCUGUAUGACUUUGACCUUCCGUCCCACACAGUCAUUGUUCAGGACUGGAUGCACCCCAUGAGUGCGGAGGGCCUACCUGGACUCAUCAAGAAACUCACAGGACAGAACCCAGACUCCUACUUGAUCAAUGGGAGAGGAGUGUUUGUGAGAGGUCUCUAUGACUUGUAUGGCCCAGACAAGAGUCCUCUCUCAGAGUUCAAAGUGAAGCAUGGUCACAGAUAUCGCUUCCGUAUUGUCAGUGGAUCCUGUCUUGCUUGUCCGUUCCGCAUCACUAUACAGGAACACAAAUUGAAGGUAAUCAGUGUUGAUGACAUGCCCAUUGAACCUCGGGUUGUGGACUCCAUCGUCAUGUCAGCUGGUGAGAGGUACGAUGUGGUGAUAGAGACUACCCAGGUAGCUGCCUCCUACUGGAUCCUAGUGAGAGGGAUGGGUGGCUGUACAGCUGCGUCACAAGCUGCAGUGUUGCAAUACGAAGGAGCUCACACUUCCAAACCUACACUGCCUCACUGGGAUGCCCUGCUGGGCUUCAACACUGGCUACACAAUGAACCCUCGUAACUCCAAGUGUACAGAGCAUUCACUAGAGAAGGGAGUAUGUGUGAGUCAGCUGCAAGCCAAGGCCAGCACUCCAAAAGCAGUUCUACGCAGCAAGCCUGACAUUAGACUGACAAUGGCAUUUGGUUUCCACACCUACACGAUACAGGAACUGUUUGAGUCCAACACAUACCACAAAUAUUUCGUUCCAGUCCCGUUGUUUAAUCAGCACAUGGCUGCCCUUAUCAACAAUGUGUCCAACGUUGUGCCGCCCUCCCCUCUACUGACACAGAUAUCGGAUAUUCCACCAGAACUGUUCUGUUCUCCUGGAGGCUGCAAGGAAGAGAUCUGCGAGUGCCUCAAUCUGAUCAAAGUUCCCCUCGGGGCUGUUGUAGAAAUCAUCAUUGCUGACACUUCUGCCCCAAGUAUUGCCGGAAUCACCCAUCCGUUCCACAUCCACGGCCAUGACUUCUACAUCCUGGAGCAAGGAGUCUACUCUGAGCCUUAUCCCAAGGGACUGAAGAUCCUGCAGGAGAGACUCAAGGGUCCGAGGAAGAUCAGGGAUCAUCUUCCUGCCAAGGAUACUGUCACUGUUCCUGCCACAGGAUAUGCAGUUGUCAGAGUGCUUGCUGAUAAUCCAGGCUACUGGCUUUACCACUGCCACUUCUCAUACCACCUGACGGCUGGCAUGUCAGCCAUCAUCCAGGUAGGUGAGAGAUGGCAGAUGAAGAGGCCCCCGCUUGACUUGCCACGAUGUCAUCAGUACAAGAACUGGGGCGGACCUCUGCGUCAUGUUGAGGUGGGGGGCAACAGCAGUCUGACAGAUGUCCCAUUGAAAGGAGGCAGUAGUAGUGUUCCAACAAAAGGAGUUGAUGUUAUUGUCCCACCUAGGGAGGGUAAUAGUAAUCCCAAUGUAAAGGGAGGUACUAAUGGUAAUGCACCAAAAAAAGGAGCUAAUACUAAUGUCCCAACAAAGGGUAACAGUAAAGUUCCUUUAAAAGGAAGUAAUAGUAAUACCCCAGUAAAGGAAGGUAGUAGCGUUCCUUUGAAGGUAAGCAAUAGUAAUGUCCCGAGUAAGAAAGUCAGUAGUAAUGUCCCAGUAAAUGGAGUUAAUAGUAAAGUCCCCGUUAAGGGGGUUAACAGUAGUGUUACGGCAAUGUGAUAGGUUAUAAUACGGUACUUUGUUUGAUCAAUGUAAUGUUGCUGCACCUCUGGAAUAACCUUAAAUGGUUUAGAAUAUCAAAUUUACAAUAGUGCAUUUAUAGUUUUUAUAAAUAUUUCAACCAUUGUCAAUAUUAAAAACUACUGAAGCUCAUGUUUACUCCCACUGUACAGAUAAAACCGUUUUAACUUAUCAUUAUAAUGAAUUGUAUUUACUCUUGACACAUUUAGUU
Messenger RNA from Macrosteles quadrilineatus (aster leafhopper), 2758 nucleotides. RefSeq lists its product as uncharacterized. Gene Ontology annotation, molecular function: oxidoreductase activity; copper ion binding. The coding region runs from base 1 to 2526 and encodes 841 amino acids. NCBI's taxonomy places the organism in Eukaryota, Metazoa, Arthropoda, Insecta, Hemiptera, Cicadellidae. The record is from RefSeq and is a predicted model, not a curated record. The transcript is spliced from 13 exons. Gene Ontology annotation, biological process: iron ion transport. Gene Ontology annotation, cellular component: plasma membrane.